Messenger RNA from Cololabis saira (Pacific saury), 4200 nucleotides. Its product is annotated as GATA zinc finger domain-containing protein 14-like. The transcript has 4 exons. The coding region runs from base 1 to 4185 and encodes 1394 amino acids. The record is from RefSeq and is a predicted model, not a curated record. NCBI's taxonomy places the organism in Eukaryota, Metazoa, Chordata, Actinopteri, Beloniformes, Belonidae.
AUGAAGAUGUCACUGGAAAUCUUUUUAAUUGCCCCAAUAACAACAACUACAACAACAGCUGCCACAACAGUCGCUUCAACUGCAGCCCCAACAACAACAAUAGCAUCUGCUACUACAGGAGCUACCACAACUUCAGUUCCGACAACAACAGCUACCGCAACUACAGCCCCAGCAACAACAUCUGCUACAACUAGAGCACCAAGAACAACUGCUACAUCAACAGAUCCAACAACAAUAGUUGCUUCAAAUGUAGCCACAACAUCAACACCUGCCACAACCACUACAACAACUGCUACAUCAACAGCUCCAACAACAACAGUUGUUUCAACAGCAACUACAACAACAGCUGCCACAUCUACAGCUCCCACAACAAACACUUCAACUGCAGCCCCAACAACAGCAAUAGCAUCUGCUACUACAGGAGCUACCACCACUUCAGUUCCGACAACAACAGCUACCGCAACUACAGCCCCAGCAACAACAACUGCUACAACUAGAGCACCAAGAACAACUGCUACAUCAACAGAUCCAACAACAAUAGUUGCUUCAAAUGUAGCCACAACAUCAACACCUGCCACAACCACAACAACAACUGCUACAUCAACAGCUCCAACAACAACAGUUGUUUCAACAGCAACUACAACAACAGCUGCCACAUCUACAGCUCCCACAACAAACACUUCAACUGCAGCCCCAACAACAGCAAUAGCAUCUGCUACUACAGGAGCUACCACCACUUCAGUUCCGACAACAACAGCUACCGCAACUACAGCCCCAGCAACAACAACUGCUACAACUAGAGCACCAAGAACAACUGCUACAUCAACAGAUCCAACAACAAUAGUUGCUUCAAAUGUAGCCACAACAUCAACACCUGCCACAACCACAACAACAACUGCUACAUCAACAGCUCCAACAACAACAGUUGUUUCAACAGCAACUACAACAACAGCUGCCACAUCUACAGCUCCCACAACAAACACUUCAACUGCAGCCCCAACAACAGCAAUAGCAUCUGCUACUACAGGAGCUACCACCACUUCAGUUCCGACAACAACAGCUACCGCAACUACAGCCCCAGCAACAACAACUGCUACAACUAGAGCACCAAGAACAACUGCUACAUCAACAGAUCCAACAACAAUAGUUGCUUCAAAUGUAGCCACAACAUCAACACCUGCCACAACCACAACAACAACUGCUACAUCAACAGCUCCAACAACAACAAGCACCAAGAACAACUGCUACAUCAACAGAUCCAACAACAAUAGUUGUUUCAACUGCAGCCCCAACAACAACAGCUGCCGCAACUACAGCACCACCAACACCUACUGCAACUACAACACCGACAGGAAUAGUUACAACUGCACCCUCAACAACAACAAUCACCCUAAUUAUGACCCCAACACCAAUAGUUACAACUGGAGCCCCAACAACACCUACCACAACUACAAUCCCAACAUCAAUAGUUACAACUGGUGCCUCAACAACACCUACCACAACUACAACACCAAUAGUUGCAACUACAGGACCACCAACACCUACUGCAACUACAACACCACCAAUAUUUACAACUGCACCCCCAACAACAACAAUCACCCUAAUUAUGACCCCAACACCAAUAGUUACAACUGGAGGCCCAACAACACCUCCCACAACUACAAUCCCAACACCGAUAGUUACAACUGGAGCCCCAACAAUACCCUCCACAACUACGACACCAAUAGUUACAACUGGAGCCCCAACAAUACCCUCCACAACUACGACACCAAUAGUUACAACUGGAUCCCCAACAACACCUACCACAAGUACAACCCUCACACCAAUACUUACAACUGCAGUCCCAACAACACCAACAACACCUACCACAACUACAACACCAACACCAAUAGUUACAACUGGAGCCCCAACACCUACCACAACUACAAUCCCCUCAUCAAUAGUUACAACUGGUGCUACAACAACAACUACCACAACUACAACACCAACAGUUACAACCAGAGGCCCAACAACACCUCCCACAACUACAAGCCCAACACCAAUAGUUACAACCGGAUCCCCAACAACACCUACCACAACUACAACCCCAGCACCAAUAGUUACAACUGGAGGCCCAACAACACCUCCCACAACUACAACUCCAAUACCUACAACUGCAGGCCCAACAACACCUUCCACAACUACAACCCCAACAACAAUAGUUACAACUGGAGCCUCAACAACACCUGCCACAACUACAAGCUCAACAACAAUAGUUACAACUGGAGCCCCAACAACUACAGCCCCAACAGCAAUACUUACAACUGGAGCCCCAACAACACCAACACCAAUAGUUACAACUGGAACCUCAACAACACCUACCACAACUACAACGCCAACACCAAUAGUUACAACUGGAACCUCAACAACACCUACCACAAGACCAACACCUACCACAACUACAACCCCAGCACCAAUAGUUACAACUGGAGGCCCAACAACACCUACCACAACUACAACCCCAACAACAAUAGUUACAACUGGAGCCUCAACAACACCUCCAACAACUACAGCGCCAACAUCAAUACUUACAACUGGAGCCCCAACAACACCAACACCAAUAGUUACAACUGGGUUCCUAACAACACCUCCCACAACGACAUCCCCAACACCAAUAGUUACAACUGGAACCUCAACAACACCUACCACAACUACAACCCCAACACCAAUAGUUACAACUGGAACCUCAACAACACCUACCACAAGACCAACACCAAUAGUUACAACUGCAGCCCCAACAACACCUCCCACAACUACAACCCCAACACCAAUAGUUACAAGUGGAGCCCCAACAAUACCUACCACAACUACAAGCCCAACACCAAUAGUUACAACUGGCGCCCCAACAACACCUCCCACCAAUACAACCCCAACAACAAUAGUUACAACUGGAGGCCCAACAACACCUCCCACAACUACAAGCCCAACACCAAUAGUUACAACUGGAUCCCCAACAACACCUACCACAACUACAACCCCAGCACCAAUAGUUACAACUGGAGGCCCAACAACACCUCCCACAACUACAAUUCCAAUACCUACAACUGCAGGCCCAACAACACCUCCCACAACUACAAGCCCAACACCAAUAGUUACAACUGGAUCGCCAACAACACCUACCACUACUACAACCCCAGCACCAAUAGUUACAACUGGAGGCCCAACAGCACCUGCCACAACUACAACUACAAUACCUACAACUGCAGGCCCAACAACACCUUCCACAACUACAAUUCCAAUACCUACAACUGCAGGCCCAACAACACCUCCCACAACUACAAGCCCAACACCAAUAGUUACAACUGGAUCGCCAACAACACCUACCACUACUACAACCCCAGCACCAAUAGUUACAACUGGAGGCCCAACAGCACCUGCCACAACUACAACUACAAUACCUACAACUGCAGGCCCAACAACACCUUCCACAACUACAACCCCGACAACAAUAGUUACAACUGGAACCUCAACAACACCUACCACAACUACAAGCCCAACACCAAUAGUUACAACUGGAGGCCCAACAACACCAACACCAAUAGUUACAACUGCAGGUCCAACAACACCUCGCACAACUCCAAUACCAACACCAAUAGUUACAACUGGGUCCCCAACAACACCUCCCACAACGACAUCCCCAACACCAAUAGUUACAACUGGAACCUCAACAACACCUCCCACAACUACAACACCAACAACAAUAGUUACAACUGCAGCCCCAACAACACCUCCCACAACUACAACCCCAACACCAAUAGUUACAAGUGGAGCCCCAACAACACCUACCACAACUACAACCCCAACACCAAUAGUUACAACUGGAGCUCCAACAAUACCUACCACAACUACAAGCCCAACACCAAUAGUUACAACUGGCGCCCCAACAACACCUCCCACCAAUACAACCCCAACAUCAACAGUUACAACUGGAUCCCCAACAACACCUCCCACGACUACAGGCCCAACACCAAUAGUUACAACUGGAGCCUCAACAACACCUCCCACAACUACAAGCCCAACACCAAUAGUUACAACUGGAGCCUCAACAACAUCUCCCACGACUACGUCCCCAACACCAAUAGUUACAACUGGAGCCCCAACAACACCUGCAACAACUACAACCCCAACACCAAUAGUUACAACUGAAGCCUCAACAACACC